Raphanus sativus (radish) is the source of this 1063-nucleotide messenger RNA. Its product is annotated as E3 ubiquitin-protein ligase RSL1. Gene Ontology annotation, molecular function: ubiquitin conjugating enzyme binding; ubiquitin protein ligase activity; zinc ion binding. The transcript has 2 exons. Gene Ontology annotation, cellular component: cytoplasm; ubiquitin ligase complex. The record is from RefSeq and is a predicted model, not a curated record. The coding region runs from base 28 to 888 and encodes 286 amino acids. Gene Ontology annotation, biological process: ubiquitin-dependent protein catabolic process; positive regulation of proteasomal ubiquitin-dependent protein catabolic process; protein polyubiquitination. Lineage: Eukaryota; Viridiplantae; Streptophyta; Magnoliopsida; Brassicales; Brassicaceae.
AUAUAUAAUGCAAUUAUUUUCUACCGUAUGCCAUCAUAUAAUGUGAAAACACACCUAAAUCAAACUCAAGACAAGGUAAGAAAAGAAGAACACGACGAUAUGGGAUCAUGCUUAUCGUCAUCAUCAUCAAUAUUGCCACGCACAGGUUAUAGCCAUCGCCCCCGAAAUUUCCCACCGUACAAGGUUAGCUAUAUCGUCAGGCCAACGCGUACUAAGCAGCAGCAAGAACCAGCCAAACCAUCUACCAAGCUAUGUAUGAUCUGUAUGGACGAAAGGUCUUCCUCCGACAUCUUCCGAGGAACCACUAGUUGCACUCACUCGUACUGCACCGAGUGCACCAUACGUUACGUGGCGACCAAGGUAGAAGAAAACGCAGCGAGGGUCAAGUGUCCUGACAUAAAUUGCACGCAACUGAUAGAGCCCUACGCGUGUCGUGAUCUGAUUCCAAAGGACUUGUUCGUGCGUUGGGACAAAGCCAUAUGUGAGUCGUUGAUCAUGUCUUCGGAGAAAGUCUACUGUCCGUUCGAAAACUGCUCGGCUGUGAUGGUGGUGGACGAUGAUGAUGAUGGUGUUAAAGUGACGCAGACGGAGUGUCCGUCUUGUCAUAGACUGUUUUGCGCUCAAUGUGAGGUGCCAUGGCACGCAGGGAGGGUGUGUAAAGAUAUGAAGAAGAAGAAGAAGAAUAGCGAUAAAGAAGAUGCUUUGUUGAUAGAUUUGGCCAAGCAGAAGAAGUGGAGAAGGUGUCCUAAAUGCAAAUUCUACGUUGAGAAAUCCUCUGGUUGUUUGCACAUAAUAUGCAGGUGUGGUUUCCACUUUUGCUAUCUUUGUGGGUCAUCAUCGUCGGGUAUUUUUCACUCAUGCGGAGUUGCUCGUACCUCAAGGCCAUAAUUAUUAUAUUCUUAUUUUCUUAAUUUUGAUUUCGGUAAGAUAGCGAGACUAUUCAUUUAAAAUAUGUUUUAGACCUUUUUUUUAUAACGAAGAAAAAAGGUUGAAAGUGCUACUCUAGAACAUUUUAUUACGCUGUUAGAAAGUUACGUUAUCUAAUACGAGACUGUUUUUGCUG